AUGUCGCUCAUUGACCUCGUUCGGACGAAAUUCCUUGAGGCGAUUUCGAGCUCUGCUCCCGGCCAGUGGAAGGUGCUCGUAGUUGAUGAGCACGCGAAACGACUCCUCGGCGCAAAUCUCAAGGAGAAUGAUGUGCUCUCAGAACGAGUGACAACGAUUGACCUUAUAACCACGUACCGAGCACCGGAGCCGAAUAUGCAAGCCAUGUAUCUCCUCAUGCCCACCACGCAAAAUGUCGAUCGUAUUAUCAAGGACUUUACAGAUAAGCAAACCUACGCCGGCAUAUGGCUCUAUUUCACCGACAGACUCACCGAGAGACUUCUCCAUCGACUUGGACAAUCUCCCGCGAACGAUUUUUUGCAGGGUGUUGCAGACAUGUACAUCAACUUCUGGGCAAUCGAGUCGCAGGCGUUCUCUCUCUAUACUCCCUCUCACUUCUUCUCCAUGUUCUCCCCACCACGAACGCCGUCUGCUCAGAGAGCGGCACGGGACCGACUCGACGAUGACCUACGGUUUGCGGCUCGCUGUAUUGCCAACGUCUGCAUACAGCUGAACGAGAAUCCGAUCAUUCGGUUCUACCUCCCCUCACACCAUCCAGCUGUUGGUCCUCUCGCUUCCUUUCAUCGCCCUCAACAUAGUCCUCAAGAAUCCACAAGCAGAUGGCGAGACGCCAUUGGCGUCGGCUCGCGCGUCGACUACUCUGGCGACGACCACUUGUGCAAAGUUCUCGCGACAAUGGUCCAAGAAGAACUAGACAUUUACAAACGGAUCAAGCCGAAUUGGCCAGAACCCUCGGCUGUUCCUCGUCCGCAAUCCAUCUUAAUGAUCACCGACCGGACGAUGGAUAUGAUCGCUCCAUUCGUCCACGAGUUUACUUAUCAAGCCAUGGCCAACGACCUCCUUCCUAUCCAGGACGGUGUCAAGUUUCGGUACGAUUAUACGGCUGCCAAUGGAUCCAUAAAGACGGCGACAGCGACCUUGUCUGAGUCGGAUUCACUAUGGGUAGCCACCCGACAUUUACAUAUUAAAGAGACGAUUGACAAAAUUAUCAAUAAUCUAAAGGACUUUCAAGAGGAACACGGCGUGUUUUCAAAGACAGGAACGACAUCGAUAGAGGAUGUCAAGGACAUGUUGGCGGGUUUGGGUCAGUACCAAGAAGGACAAGAGCAGUUCUCCCUGCAUUACAACAUGGCCAAGCAGUGCAUGGACUUGUUCGGUAACCCGAAGCGAAAGCUUGCUGCCAUGGCCAACAUUGAACAAAAUUGUGCGACCGGGGUGACCCCCGAGGGCCGGACGCCAAAGACGUUGGUGGAAGAAAUGGUACCCUUGCUCGCAGACAUGGACGUCACGAACUUGGACAAGGUUCGCGUGAUCGCGCUGUACAUCAUGUACCGUGAUGGUGUUCCAGAAGAGGAUCGACGGAGGCUCUAUGAACAUUGUCGACUUACUCGCCAGGAACGUGCGGCUGUGGACAAUCUCGUGAGCUUGUGCGUUCGCGUCACGAGAGCGGCAGGGGAAAGAGACACGAAGCGUGGUCUGAAAAACCGGUUUGUGGAGUCGGACUAUGACUUGUCGCGCUAUCGACCGCUACUCAAGACGGUGCUAGAGGAUCUGAUGAACAACAAACUCGACGUGAGCGUAUUCCCAUUCCUCAAGGAUCCAGCAGCAGAGGCAGCAGGCUCUUCCCGUGCACCGGCAGCAGCGCCUGUCGCAACUUCGUUGCGGAAUAAGCCUGUAUGGACCAAAGGCGCGGCGGCGGGGAGACCUGGUGCGGGACGAGCGGAUAAUCGUCAACGGGUGUUUGUGUUUGUGGCGGGUGGAAUGACAUAUAGCGAGAUGCGAUGCGUAUACGAGCUAUCGAACACGCUCGGAAAGGACUUUUACAUUGGCUCGACGCACACGAUUGUGCCUGAAGAAUUUAUCGAAGAUCUCCAGACACUUGAUGUUGGUGGGCAAGGAUCCAAGGCCUUGCCGAGCGGCAUGCCAGAAGUUCACACAGCGCAACAGAGGCCAUUCCAGGUCUACUAUGACCAAAAAUACUUUACCAAAGACGAACCACCACCGCCACCCAAGCCCGCAGCGUCCCCUGCUUCCAAUCCAAAGCUCGCACCGCCGUCGAGUAGUGGACACGCGCCUUCACGGCCAAGUCUGUCGGGAUCAAUUAGUAGUGUCGGACGGAGUACGUCUCCUGCGCCUGGGUACGGGUCCGGGGCGGUGAGUGAGGGUGAGAAGAAGUUGAAGAAGAAGCGGUUCCUUGGUUUCUGA
Serendipita indica DSM 11827 is the source of this 2265-nucleotide messenger RNA. Lineage: Eukaryota; Fungi; Basidiomycota; Agaricomycetes; Sebacinales; Serendipitaceae. The record is from the annotation of a GenBank genome assembly.